Molecule: messenger RNA, 1938 nt
Organism: Aspergillus luchuensis
Lineage: Eukaryota; Fungi; Ascomycota; Eurotiomycetes; Eurotiales; Aspergillaceae
Gene: DNM1
Product: dynamin-related GTPase DNM1
Exons: 2
Coding region: 1-1938 (645 amino acids)
Biological process (GO): mitochondrial fission; peroxisome fission
Cellular component (GO): membrane; microtubule; mitochondrion
Molecular function (GO): microtubule binding; GTPase activity; GTP binding
Source: RefSeq, a predicted model, not a curated record
AUGGUUGACUUGCCGGGGUUGACGAAAGUGCCUAUCGGGGACCAACCGUCCGACAUUGAAAAGCAAACACGGGCUCUAAUACUUGAAUACAUAGCGAAGCCGAACAGUAUCAUCUUAGCUGUUUCGCCUGCUAAUGUUGACCUUGUGAACUCUGAAGCUUUGAAGCUUGCUCGUCAAGUGGACGCCAUGGGUCGAAGGACAAUUGGAGUUUUGACGAAACUGGACCUCAUGGAUCAUGGCACGAACGCCAUGGACAUUCUCUCUGGGCGGGUCUAUCCUUUGAAGCUCGGAUUUAUUGGAGUUGUCAAUCGAUCACAACAAGACAUUCAAUCUGGGAAAUCACUGUCUGACGCAUUGCACGCCGAAGUCGAUUUCUUCCGACAUCACCCAGCCUAUAGGAAUAUGGCGAACCGUUGCGGUACGCAGUUUCUUGCGAAAACCCUGAAUACCACCUUAAUGUCCCAUAUUCGGGAUCGGCUGCCCGACAUCAAAGCGCGUCUUAACACUCUCAUGGGUCAAACUCAGCAAGAACUUGCAAGCUACGGCAACAAACAGUUCAGCGGAAAGGAACAUCGUGGAUCCCUUAUUCUACAGCUUAUGACGCGCUUCGCCUCGUCUUUCAUAUCUUCCAUCGAUGGAACGUCCUCCGAAAUAUCAACCAAGGAACUCUGUGGAGGGGCGAGGAUAUAUUAUAUCUUCAAUUCGGUUUUCGGCAACUCUCUCGAAACAAUCGAUCCUACCCACAACUUAACUGUUACUGACAUUAGAACUGCUAUUCGGAACUCGACUGGUCCACGUCCGAGCCUAUUUGUUCCGGAGCUCGCUUUUGACCUGCUUGUCAAACCUCAAAUAAAAAUGCUAGAAGCUCCUAGCCAGAGGUGUGUUGAAUUGGUCUAUGAGGAACUCAUAAAGAUUUGUCAUACGUGCGGCUCGCAGGAAUUGCUUCGUUUUCCACGGCUUCAAGCGAAACUGAUAGAGGUGGUGUCUGACCUUCUUCGUGAGCGUUUGGGACCGUGCUCAGCUUAUGUUGAAUCGCUCAUUUCCAUACAGAGGGCAUAUAUCAACACAAACCAUCCUAACUUCCUCGGUGCAGCAGCGGCUAUGUCGUCUGUCAUGCAGAACAGGCAAGAACAGGAGAGACGGGCAGCGCUAGCCGAUGACCGGAAAAAGCGCGAGAAGAGACGGUUGAAAGAACUCGGAGCGGUGAAUGGGAACCCGCCAGCAUCCCCUGAGGAUGAGGACGAACAGCAUGCAGAUUCUAAGACGCAAAAUAUUCCCAUCAGGAGUCAACCUCCGAGAAAUACCAGAAGCAUGUCCCCUCACUUUGGCAAAGGACAAGAAGGUGGCGUGACCGCAACCUUGAAUGGAGCCCAUGCACAGUAUCAAACUGCUUUUGGGACAGCCAAUACCACUCGUGAUUCGUUCUUUAACUACUUCUUCGGUAAGGACGGCGCGCAACCUACCAGCUCAUUGCCUCAGCUGUCGGGACAGAGCCGUCCAUAUACCAAUGUCAAUGAAGCAAGCAUUAGUCACAGCACUCGCCGGACUGAUAUACGUUCCCCUAUCAUGUCAACUGAUGAGUUCCCACCUCCUAUGGAAUUUACCGGUGAUGUCGGAGCUGUCCCGAAGGACGACCCCGAAGCUGUCCUCUCCGACCGUGAACUGUUAGAGACCGAGCUGAUUAGUCGACUCAUAUCUUCUUACUUCAACAUCGUUAGAGAGACCAUCGCAGAUCAAGUUCCUAAGGCUAUCAUGCAUCUCCUUGUCAACCACAGCAAGGAUGUUGUGCAAAAUAGACUCGUGAGUGAACUUUAUAAGGAAGAUUUAUUUGCAGAGCUUCUUUACGAGGAUGAUGGCAUCAAGGCGGAGAGGGAGAAGUGCGAGAGAUUGCUGGAUACCUACAAGGAGGCAGCGAAGAUUGUCGGAGAAGUCCUGUAA